Neodiprion fabricii is the source of this 387-nucleotide messenger RNA. RefSeq names its product THAP domain-containing protein 1-like. The transcript is spliced from 3 exons. The record is from RefSeq and is a predicted model, not a curated record. The coding region runs from base 39 to 380 and encodes 113 amino acids. Lineage: Eukaryota; Metazoa; Arthropoda; Insecta; Hymenoptera; Diprionidae.
UGUGUUGGAAAAUUGUAGUAACAAUUAUUGAGGUAACAAUGAGUACCUGCGUUUUUUGCAAAACAAAGCAAUCAAAAUAUUGUGGGCGAUCAUUUCACAAAUUUCCCGUGAAAGAUGUGUUCCGCCUUCAGCAGUGGUUAAAAGAAAUGAAGAGGAAGGACUGGAAGCCAAACCGAAAUAGUACAUUGUGUUCAGCUCAUUUUACAAACGACUGCUUUGAUAGGACAGGAUUCCUAAUUACAUUGAAAAAGAACAGUGUACCAACUGUAUUUGACAACCCAAAAUCAGAGUGUUCAUCUUGUCACCGAUUAAGGGAAUAUGGACGUGGCUAUUCAUUCUUCAAGUUCCCAUUGGAUGAACCUGAUAUUAUGAAGCAGUAGAUCGCAA